AUGGAGCCAGACGAUGUAUUCGACAGCGUGACAUGGGAGACUCCUUCAGCAUCCAAUGGCUAUACUGCUGAUUACAACAACGAACGUGAUGGCAUCGCUGGUGGCCCGGGAGGGCGGCCAGGGUUCAUGACCCACACGCAAGACGACGGCUCAGCGCCUCAUGAACCGAAAUGGGAAGGUUACUUGAUUGCAACAGUCAAGGAUCCGUACAAGGAGCUCGAUGGCACAAAGGACGUGUACGUGUCCUAUUUGGUAGCGGCAAAGACAAAUCUUCCCAUAUUCUCAAGCCCAGAGCCUUCUGCCCGUCGACGCUUCCAGGACUUUGUGUUCCUGCGCGAGAAUCUUGCAAAGGACUUUCCAGCCUGUGUGGUCCCUCCAUUACCGGACAAGCAUCGACUAGAGUAUCUCACAGGCGACCGGUUUAGUCCCGAGUUCAUAGAACGACGGCGACAAGAUCUCAGCCGCUUCAUGCAAAGGGUUUCGAACCACCCGACGCUGCAGCGAGCUACACUUCUGCGAGACUUUAUUGAAUCGACAGAAUGGAAUGUGAAAAUGCACCAGCACUUGGCUCAUCCUCCUGGUCCAGAAGCCGCCCCCUCGCUCUUGGACAACAUCUCCGACACAAUCGUGAACGCGUUUUCACGAGUCCGCAAACCGGAUUCACGGUUCUUGGAGAUGCGUGAUGCCGUGGACAAGUUUGAGGAGAGCCUGACUGGGAUUGAGCGAACAUGGAGCCGCGCAAGGACACGUACAAGCGACCUGUCAUCUGACUACCAUGACCUCGCCGUUUCCGUUCAAGGCCUAGGAUUCCUAGAAUCAGGAAUCACAGACCCGCUCAACCACUUUUCGAGCACGCUGAUAGAGUUCUCUGCUCUGCUUCGACAAACCGUACGCCCGCCUUCACCUGCUACUCGCGCUGUUCGUCCGUCGAGUCUUACAUUUUCCUCUUUUCUCCCCUCGCUCCUCCGCAAAUCAUCCGUCUCACCGACAUCAAAACCUUAUCCACAACCAAACACAAACUCACAGACGCAAUCGUCAAGCGAACCCUUUUUGGCCCACGUGCAGUCGCUCAUUGCGUAUGCGCAGGCACAGAAGGCCGUUCUCAAACUUCGUGAUCAGAAACAACUCGAUUUCGAAGAAUUGACAAACUAUUUGACGGGUGUCACUGCGGAGCGUGAUCGGCUGUCGGCCAUAGUCCAAGGGCAUGUCUCCAGCUCGGGAUUCGGAUUGGGUGCAUACUUGCGCGACAAAGUGGAAGCACUUCGUGGUGCGGAUGAUGAUCGAACACGAGUGGAAAAGAUGCGCAAGCUGGACGCACAUAUCAAGGAGCUUCAAGAGGCCGUUUCGACAGCACACGAAACGUCCGACGCGUUCAAUGACGAGGUCAUUAAAGAGAGUGUCAUCUUCCAAUAUGCCAAGGAGUCGGAAAUGAGAGAAUUGCUUUUGGCACUCAUUGAAGGACAAAUUGAAAUGUACAGACAGUCGGCCGAGGAGUGGGACCGAAUCGUGCCAAUCUUACAGCGUAUCAGAGUCGAUGUCUGA
Messenger RNA from Serendipita indica DSM 11827, 1542 nucleotides. The record is from the annotation of a GenBank genome assembly. NCBI's taxonomy places the organism in Eukaryota, Fungi, Basidiomycota, Agaricomycetes, Sebacinales, Serendipitaceae.